CCUUGCACCAGCCGGGAGCUAAUGAACGGGGCACCGGGAGGAUUACCUGAGGGCUAAACGCGUUUUAAACGGUUUUCCUGCCAAAUUCAGGCAAGCCUGUGAGGACGCUGAGGUAUAUUUGCGGCUAUGACGGACGAAAAAAGCAGCAGCGGUCCUGAAAGUGACGCACAGCAGCCUCGGAGCACCGCUACAGCGGAAUACUGCGCAAACUUGCAGCAGUGGAUGUGGCAGUAUUACUGGGGGUACGCCAGCUGGCAGAGCUGGGUGGCUCUGUCAGCUUUCCCCUUCCCUCCGCCGGGGAUAAGCGCUCAGACGCCGCCGGGUACACCCGUCAGUGGGCAGCAAGCAUUUGACACAAGGAGCUGGUACAGCUACUAUCCUGUCACAUCCCCCGCAGCUUCCUUUCCUCACCUGGCUGCCGGGACCGAGCUGGGCUCAGCCACCAACCCGCUCCCGGGUGCCGAUGCUCGUCCUGGUCAGCAGCAGAACGGGAACCCGCCUCAGGCAGGACAAGAGUACACCAUCCCCUCUCCUCUCCAGAGGUUCCUCGCAGAGACUGUGGACUUCUUCAUCCUGUUUUGUGUGAAAGCCACCAUCGUGUUAUGGAUCAUGUAUCUGAGUGGUAUGAAGGACAUUGCCAAAUUUAUCACCCACUUCAUUGUGGAGGAGAUAGAUGAGAACACGUCCCUGGAGGACCUGCAGAAGAUGAUGGCUGUUGCUCUGGUCUACAGGGUACUGGUGUGUGUCUACGAGAUCAUCUGUAUUUGGGGCGCUGGUGGAGCUACGCCAGGAAAGUUCCUGCUCGGCUUGCGGGUGGUGACGUGCGAUACGUCCACCCUUAUACGACCCAACUGUGUUCUUGUGGUCCCAGCAUCCAACGUGUCCUUCUCAGCCUCUACUGUGCGGGCGUUGAACAAGAACUUCUCCAUUGCCUUCCUCUUCCCUGUCUUUAUCACCCUCCUCUUCUUCCAGCACAACAGGACUGUGUACGACAUUGUGGCGGGGACCAUAGUUGUUCAGCGCAGAGGAGGCAGAUAGCAGUAUUAGACUUCUGUUUAAAGAGUAUCUAGAAAAUUUUAUCGAACUCAGAUUUACUAACACAGAGGAGAGUGACUUUGCUGGGAAAAACUUGGAACGCUCUAUAAAAUGAAACGUAUACAGACGUAGACCUGGUACAGUGGGAUGAGAAACAUCUCCUGCUGUAAGGGAUUUAAAGGUGCAAUAUGUAAGAUGUUUAAUUAAAAACAUUUAAAAAUUAAGUGGAAUCGUCAGCACAAUGUGAUGAAAUCCUUCAAAGUUUCUGAAGUUAUGUCAGAUUCUACAUGUUAUGUUGUAGAGAUGAAAUUAUAAAUGCAGUGGUGGACGGGGUUGGACAAAAGCGCUGGACGGUUUCGGUUUCAGCCUACAACUGACCUUACAGUGUGUCCUGUGCGCGUUAAUGGCAGUAGGUGACACAGACAGCUGGAGGCUUGGAUCCUACAACAUGAUGUUAGCUAGCUUUAUAAUAUAUCAAUGCUGCAACAGCAUCUGUGAUAGCAAACACAAACAGUUGUUGAUCUGCUGUUAAAAUAAAUAACAAUAAAAAGUCCAGUGCAAACAAAAAUCUAUAUAAGUUAAAUCUUCACAUAUCAGCAUUUUGGUGAUUGCAUGAUUAUCAGUCGUGCAAUCCAGCACAGUUAGACACUGCAUUAGUCUUUUUCCCUGGCUCAGUUGGUCUUUACCUGCCAACAGGCUCAUCAGUACUGCACGAACACUACUGCUGUUACUGUGUCCCAAAGCUAGAAGGUCUAAAGCUGAGAUUGGUGGAGAGGGAAAGCCAGGGAGAAGUCCUGAUUGGACACUGGCUGUCUGUGUAUUUUAGGCAGCCCGGCCGACCUAUUAUAUGGAUUUCUAAAGCCGAUAGCUCGUGUGUGUCUCCAUGUGAAACAGAGCACAGGAAAGCAGCAAAGUAAGUGCAAACAAGUAGACGUGAGUUAGCUAAACAACAUCAGUGUUGUUUUUUUUCAGUGUCAUAUGUUUAUGAAAAAAGAAUAAGAGCAAUAUUAUGAAGUGAGGUGCUCUAACAUGCACUUUCAUAAAAGAGCGACACAUUCAGGAAACUUUAAAGGAGCAGUUAAAAAAACACAUUUUGUUGGUGUGCUUUGCUUUUUAUUUAAGAGCAAUUUUGUUCCGUUUUACCUUUUAAAAUUAAAUGACAGAACAUGACUGUUUUUGUCAGCCUCUGCAGAAAAUUUUUAUAUUCAAAUUAACAAACUUUGCAAGUAAAAAGGUUUGAGUCAUCCGUCACUCUUUUUCUAUGCACAACUGGUAUAUGCAAAGCAAGAUGGCAUGCGAGGCUCCUGAAUGGCCUACUGUCCCCAAAAUAAAACUGGAGGAAAAGUCCAUCUGCAGUCCUGAGUCAGGCUGAGAAACAGAACACUCUAUACAAAUUGCACCUUUAAUUCUCACCACUGUAUCGCUCUAAAUAAGCUCAGAGGACAAAACUAAAGUAUUGUGAGGUUUUUGCUCAUCGCAGAGUGUGUAAAGUUGGAAAGCUUGUUGUCGUGGAAUAAUCCCGCAGCUCAUGUGAAUUUUAAUAAGUGCGCUACUGUAUGACACAAUCUACUGUUUCCUUUUUUUUUUUUUGGUGACCCUGAAAGGAUUUGAUAACUUUUACCUUUUGUGAUUAUGUAGUUGCAGUAUGCAAGAUUUUUGUACCACUAAAGUGCAUGUCCACUAUUGUGUGAUUGUUUCAUUUUUCUACAAACUGAAGCUAACUGUUCUUUAAUACUUUGUAAGAAAAAGUUAUAAAUAAUUUAACGUAUUGGCAACUUGCAAACACAUGGGCAGCAUUGUUAUUAGAGUACGACACUUUGCAGCCUCUUUCUUUCUUUAAGCCAACAAUGAUCAGUCAAAUGUCUAACAUGCUGAUAGUUUCUUUGUGAUUUAUUAAUGCUGAAAAAGAACAUUUAAGAGUUGUUUUUAUGUGCCCACGGACCAUUUAAUGAAGUGUUUUUUUCUGA
Maylandia zebra (zebra mbuna) is the source of this 3002-nucleotide messenger RNA. RefSeq names its product family with sequence similarity 8 member A1a (gene fam8a1a). The record is from RefSeq and is a predicted model, not a curated record. Lineage: Eukaryota; Metazoa; Chordata; Actinopteri; Cichliformes; Cichlidae.